Mytilus californianus (California mussel) is the source of this 1804-nucleotide messenger RNA. RefSeq names its product leucine-rich repeat-containing protein 15-like. Gene Ontology annotation, molecular function: protein binding. NCBI's taxonomy places the organism in Eukaryota, Metazoa, Mollusca, Bivalvia, Mytilida, Mytilidae. The coding region runs from base 113 to 1207 and encodes 364 amino acids. The record is from RefSeq and is a predicted model, not a curated record. Gene Ontology annotation, cellular component: plasma membrane. The transcript is spliced from 16 exons.
GCUACAUAAUGCAAUUCUGUGUACUGAUAUGUAAUUCAUACAAACACAACUUCCUUAUUUAGCAGGAAAUUCUCAAAAAUACCUGGUACCUACAUUUACAUGAAACGAAAAAAUGAGAUUUCUUCAACGGAAAUGUUUCUUCAUGAUGUUGGUCAGCUGUUGUAUUAACUCAAGCAAUGCUUGUCCGACUUCUUGUUAUUGCCAAGAUGUGUCAGAGGGAGGAAAUGUUGACUGUAAUACAAAGGGACCAAACAUAGUGCCACAAAAUAUUCCAACUUAUGUUAAGAAACUGUACUUGUUUAGUAACAUCAUCGAAAUGCUGAACCAGGAUUCCUUCCCAGGAUUGUCAUCGCUUAAUGAAUUAUAUUUAUACAGCAAUUCAAUAAAAGACGUUCACAGAGAAGUGUUUUAUAACUUAACCAAUUUGGAAAUACUACAGUUAGGUGAUAAUGUGAUUGGAAACCUUGACAGAACAGUCUUUCAAAAUUUAGAUAAAUUAACAGAAUUGCAUUUACAACAAAACAAUAUAACAACGCUCCCAGAAAAUAUAUUUUCAAACCUGAAGUCGUUGCAAGUCCUAUAUUUAUAUGAAAAUUUCAUACAAGAAUACGAUACAGAUGUUUUCAGUGGUCUUCAUCAGCUUCGGGAAUUAUAUCUUCAGAAUAAUAGAGUAUCGUACCUAACAACCGAAAUUUUUACCUACCUACGGUUCAAGGAGAUAUUGGACUUUUCGCAAAACCAAUUACAGAGUCUCCCGUCGAAUGUUUUUUCGAACCUUACAUCGUUAAGAAUCUUAUAUCUCUACAGUAACUUUAUAGCAACACUUAGUGAACAUACAUUUUGGAAAGUAAAUAAACUUGAACAAAUAGAUAUCCAUGACAACAAAAUAUCAACAAUUGAAAAUUCCUCGUUUGGGGAUCUUCCAACACUGACAACACUUCAAUUGCAUUAUAACUUAAUCACCUGUGAUUGUUACAUACGUUGGUUCCGUGAUUGGCUUCUAUCACGACCUACCUUAGGAACAGCUUACGCCACAUGCAAAACUUCUGGAAUAUAUAUAACAGAUGUGACUGAUGAUGCUUUUGAAGAAUGCAACGGCAAAAGGCCUUGCCCAAGUGGAUGGACUGGUCAAAAUUGUGAUGUAGACAUUGAGCCUCCAAUUAUGUUUGCAUGUCCAGGCAAUAUGACUGCCUUCACUUCAGAAUAGACAAAGACUCUGGAAUGGUCUGUACCUGAGUUUAUCGAUCCAAACAAUGAAACUUUGGAAGUAUUUUCAAAUUAUCCUGAAAGCAAAUGGACUUUUCCAUGGGGAGAUUUUAAUGUCAGUUAUUCAGCACUGAAGCCAUCAAAUGGUCUUCGAACUGAAUGUUUAUUUGAGAUAAGAGUGCGACCAUAUCCCUGUAAUGAUAUUGCUGCUCCGAUCAAUGACGCUAUUCUUUGUAACAACUGGAGAAAGGAUUUUGGACAGUUUUGUAUUCAUUUAUGUCAGGAAUCAUAUACAGUUGGUAGAGGAAUAAAUCCAAAUAAUAUCUAUGUAUGUGGUGCUUCUGGCUCAUGGCUUCCAAGUUCUAACAGCCCAGAUUGUAACGUUAUUGUUUCGUCAUUACUGGCUACAGACGGAUACAUCAUUGCAAACAGCUACAAAGAUUGUACUAUGGGUAUCAAAACAAUGCAGUCAUUCUAUAUAACAAAUCUAAAAGAGUCAAUGUUUACAAAAGAACGACUCUUCCUUGUCAGGAUAUAUAUUGUUGUAUAAUAUAGUAUUAAAUAUUUCUUGUAGAUUUCCUUGUAUAAUAAAAUGCAA